This is a messenger RNA of Vespa crabro (European hornet), 8915 nucleotides long. Its product is annotated as dystroglycan 1-like. Gene Ontology annotation, cellular component: sarcolemma; dystroglycan complex; dystrophin-associated glycoprotein complex. The transcript is spliced from 15 exons. Gene Ontology annotation, biological process: nerve development; muscle attachment; axon guidance. NCBI's taxonomy places the organism in Eukaryota, Metazoa, Arthropoda, Insecta, Hymenoptera, Vespidae. The record is from RefSeq and is a predicted model, not a curated record. The coding region runs from base 610 to 4551 and encodes 1313 amino acids. Gene Ontology annotation, molecular function: laminin binding; calcium ion binding.
AGGAGAAAAGGCUGUUGGGCGCCAUACUGGUUUGGUUCUUCGGCACAGUACGCGGGCAGCGCCUCCGCCGAUCGUUGCAGCAGUAGAUUGGCGGUAGCGCCAGUAGAACGGUGUGGUAGUCGGCAACAGCAGCAGCCGUCGUCGUCGUCGUCGUCGUCGUCGUCGUCGACGAUCGUGUAGCCCGUCGUUCGCGUUCAUCGACAUCGCGGCGUCGUAACGUCGUGGCAAUUUACUUUAUUUUCUUUCCCCCCUUUUUUUUUUACGUCCUACAGUUUCUCGUGGGAGACUACGUGUCUCUCUCUCUCUCUUUCUCUCGCUCGCUCGCUCGCGCGCGCGCGCGCGCGCGUGUCUCGUCUCGUCGGCCGGCACACAUUGUACGUUUUUCAUUCCCUCUCUCUCUCUCUCUUUCUCUCGUUCUCUUUACGGACUGUGGAAGCAAGCGGACAAGGAUAGAAGGAUACGGAUAGAGAAAGACGGAGACGCGUAUACAGCUGGAUUUUAACGUCUGCCAAGAGGAGUCAGGCUUACUCGGAAUACACUGCACAUCUCGGCAACGGUGUAGCAGCAUGGUAUGAUACAAGCGAGCCUGAAGAUUCUCCCCCAAAAAGAAUGAUGAAGCCUCAUAUCCUGACGUACCUGGUCCUCCUCCUCCUCCUGCCUCUAGUGCUGGGAUAUAACUUGCAAGAGGACGAUCUGGUCUUUGACGACAUCGGCGAGGAAAGUAGCAGCACUCCCUCGAUCGAGAGGCACAUCGCCGAUCGUAGUAGAAACGUAGUGGAACACGAUCGACGAUUGACGAAAGAUACAAAGAGACAUCAUCGAGUCGAGAGAUUGUGGGAUAUACCGGAUGUCGUCGUUCCAGUCGGUCACAUUUUCAAAUUAAGGAUCACGAGACAAGCUUUCGGUGGUAGCGUAGAACGUUACGAGAUACACGAGGCAAAUGGACAGAGCCUGUCCCGUUGGUUGUACUGGGACGAUGCCGCUUCCACUCUUCUUGGUGUCCCAUCGAAGAAAGAUGCCGGUAAUCAUCAUUUAAUCGUCAAGGCUAUCGGGAAACACGGCGACAACGCCAAAGACGCUUUCGUCGUGCAGGUAGUUCCGGAGAAACGCGAGGAGGUCAAGCACAAAGACGGCAAGAGUCACUGUAAGGAAGGAGAGGACCAGACGCUGCUAACGAUCUUUCUGGAUGUCAAGUUCGAGAAUCUCACACCGUCCGUUAAAGUAAACGCGAUCGAGAAUCUUGCUGGAUUUUUGGGACUCCACACGAGUGCAUUCUCUAUGCACCCGCAAAGCGCUAAGGAAACUUUGAACCCCGAUUCUCUGGUUAUAUUUACCGGCCCUGGGAAUGUUAAAUAUCGUACCGAGAGGCAUCUGACGGCUAUCCAAUGGCAGGUUGGGUGCGACGGUCACUUAUGGAGGCACCAGACGAAUUUGGUCAAACAGCUGCGAGAUCAGGCGAAAGAUGGGACACUAGCGGAGGUUCUUCAACUUCCUGUACUAUUGUGGCGCGUAAAGACUGACUCGACCUUUCUAUCUAGAAGCCGUAGAGAAGCCGGAUCUGGUGAUUUCGACGCCGACGAUUACGAGGGUUACGAUUAUGACGACGAUGAAUAUGGCGAGGACGAGGACGGUGGCGAUGAUAACGAAGCGAUCACGGAACCACCGUUGCAACCGUCUUUCGUGCCUAACGUAAACUCGAGAGGAAACACCGAAUGGUUGGAACAUCCGCAUAGGCAUCAUCAUGGAGAAGAAACAUUGGAUUUGGGCCAGAACGAAGAGGUUGACGAACGAGAAAUCGUACCAUCUAUAGAUCCACGUAACGCUGAAUCAAACGCCGCUAACGCCUCGUUCAAUGGUCUAUUGACCACAACAACCACCCAAUUUACACCGUCAUCAUCAUCAUCAUCAUCAACUACAACUACAACCACUACAACCAUGCCAACUACGACAACUUCAAGCACAACGACUCAAGCUACGACAAUGCCCACGAGUACUACUCCUACUACUACUCCUACUACUACUACUACUACUACUACUACUACUACUACUACUAGUACUACUACAAGUAGCAUUACUACGACAAGCACAAUAGCAGAUACAACACCAGCUACCACUUCGACCACCGUUGUUCCGUCAACAGAACCUACAAAGGUGGAUAUUAUGGAAGAGAGGGAAGAUAAUACUCAACGCGUGGACAUGGAAUCUGUUACUCUGUUACCCACAAUUUCUCCCGAAAUCACAACCACUCUACCAUCGAUUACUACGCUUCAAUUUAGCACAACAGCUGCUUCGACCAGCGCUACGGGAAAAGCAGAAACAGAACCUACCACUGUUUUUGCUAACGUUACGUACGAAGAGGCGACAUAUGGAAUGACUGUACCUGUAACGCGUCAAUCUACAACGACCACCCCAAUUGCGUCGUCUACUAUCGUUGGGAGUACAAGUGUCCCUACGACUAUUCCGCCCACGCAAACUCCUACGCUAUCUACAUUUAACACGAAAUCGGAGAUACAUACGGCCACGUCUACCGUUGGUGUUACUAUCGCUAGUAGUACUACUGUCCCUAGUACUACCGCGGCUCAAUCUACUACGACCGUUACGAUUCCACCGUCGCAAGCUACGACGGAAAAUAUUGAAAUUCCGAUUAGCAAUUUGCCACCCAAAAAGGAUAGAAGGUUGAAGAAACUUCGUGUGAUAGCUGGCAAACCGUUAAGUUACGUUAUACCUGCUGACACCUUCAGCGAUCCCGAGGAUGGUGAUACGAGAAAUCUAAAAUUGGUUCUAUACUUGCAAGGUGUACCGAUUAAAACAACCAAUUGGCUUCAAUUCAAUCCUCGUACGCAAGAAGUCUACGGAUUACCCCUCGAAAAUGAUAUAUCUACUUGGAAUUACGAAUUGGUGGCCACGGAUAGCGGUGGGCUAAACGUCUCCGACAUAUUGGAUGUUCACGUUCAACAGCACAGAUUGAGUCGCAUCGUCAAUCAUGAAUUUAGUAUUUAUCUAAAAAUAGAUAAGCGCAAUCUUUUCCCGACCGAUGUUGAUUGGGAAUUACAGGUUAUUGGAAGUUUGGCCGAGCUAUACGGCGACGCAGAUCCGUAUUAUAUAACAGUACGGGCUAUCGGCAUUGAUCACGAUCAAGCUAUUUUCACUUGGAUGAACGACACCUUCCCUCGUAGUAGCGAAUGUCCCAAGGAUCACAUAAAUGAACUAUUACGCAUUUUGAUCGAUAAGGACGGUGAUCCUAGUCCUUUAUUGAGAGGAGCUUUGGCACCUGAAUUAAGAGUGAAGCGUGUCGUCUUCCAAGGGAUCGGACAGUGCGAGGAUAUGAAUCGUCAAUCGGUAAUACCUAAAGCUCAUACCGAAGAGCCCAAAGUAAAUUUCCCUCCUGUUCCAAGGAAUCAAGUGGAUCACGUAAAUGCCACCGUUGGGGAGUUGCUUGUAUUCAAAGUCCCAGAGGACACGUUCUUCGAUUCAGAAGACGGAUCCUCUCGCAAUAUGAAAAUGUCUCUUUUGACGAUCGAACGUACUCCUAUUCCGCCCGACGAAUGGUUACAGUUCGAUAAUAAAAAUCAAGAAUUUUAUGGCGUGCCUCUGCAAAAUGACGUAGGUCGAAAGGAAUAUCAAUUGGUCGUGACAGAUAGAGAGGGCGCAAGCGCCACGGACGGUUUAGUGGUCGUUGUACAUCCAGCUCCGCCCAUGACGCAUACGGUUGAGUUUUCGAUGACUCUGGAUAUACCGUACGAAUCCUUCGCUCAUUCAGCCAUGCAAAAGCGCAAUUUUGUUGAAAAAUUGCGUGACUUGUAUCACGACCGUGACACGAGCGCCAUUUCUUUGCGCAGCAUUUCGAACGGCAGUACUGUCAUCACGUGGCACAACAGAACAUUACCAACGGCUUAUUGUGCCCACGAAGAAGUUAAUAGAUUACGGGCGGUAUUGGUUAAGAGCGACAACGACAGACGAUCUGUUACCGACGAGGUUUUGGACGUGAUGGGCCUGAAGUUCCCAGUUAAGCAAAUCACUGUAAUCCCAAUGGGAAUAUGUCGCGGUGAAUUGACGGGCGUCCAUUCUCCGGACAGUCACGUGCCACCCAUCGACGAUUCCACCUCGAUCGGUGCAUUCCACGAUGAUUAUCUAAUAACCUUCGUUCUGCCCGCCAUUAUAAUAGCGGCCAUGCUCAUUCUAGCCGGCGUGAUAGCGUGCAUACUUUACAAACGUAGACGCAGCGGCAAGAUGAGCGUUAGCGAGCAGGACGACGAGCGACAGAGCUUCCGUAGCAAGGGAAUACCCGUGAUAUUUCAGGAUGAGCUCGAUGAAAAGCCAGACCCAGGCAAUAAGUCGCCCGUUAUCCUGAAGGAAGAGAAACCACCGCUUCCACCUCCUGAAUAUCAAAAGACCGAGGACGGCGCGGACGUGCCAAUGUUGCCGAAAGAAAAUUCCGAGGAGCCUUACCAACCGCCGCCGCCGUUUGCGACGAAUCGCGAUACAAAUCGACAAAAUCGUCCGAAGCCAACGCCGACGUACAGAAAACCGCCCCCAUACGUGCCUCCCUAACAAAAUGCAGUGCACUCGCCUACGCGCAAAUACAUGCUAGCUAUGCUCGGAGAUGCAUCACCGAUACACGUGCAAAAGCAAAAGGAUUCUUACAAGAAAUCUCAGUUCGGCGGAAACGUUGAAAAUUACGGGGCCCUAAGCGUUUACAGCGAUCACUGAACUUUUUAUUUUCUUGCACGGAGUAUCACAUAACGAACCGAAUGAUUUCUCUUACAGGGAAAUCUGUAAUUGCACGUUUUUUUUUACUUAUUACGUUUCUUUUUUUUUUUUUUUUUUUUUUCUUUUUUUUUUUUUCCUUUUUUUUUUUUUUUACAACGGACGAAUAUGGAUUGAAAAUAAGUUGGCCGCGUACGUUUGCGAGAAUGUUACGUAAUGAACAACCUGUCAUAACUUUUUAUUAACGUAUUUCAUUUCAUUGAUUCUUAAUAUCGUACGAUUUCUUCAUUUAUCGAUAUAUUAUUUUUUAAGGAGUACGGAAUAGAAAUCACGCGUUGCCUUUCGUAACGAAUUCAAACUGUAGAGAAGGAUUCUCAUUGCUCCGAUCGGACGAGUAAAUUUAGUUUAGAUCAUUAGUAGAACCAACAAAGGUGGAUAGGUGCAAAGAUAUUCUAUUUGAAAUAAUGCUCUGGACAGUCAACGACUUUCGUAUUUCAUUAAUCAGUGCCAUUUUUUAAGCAAUAAGCGUGACGAAUGCAUCGCGUAUUUGCGCAUGUUGGUUCUACGACCUACUACCUACCUGAAGAGAAUUAAGCUUCUUCAAGAAGUAUCAACAACUUGAACGAAACUCUUUUAAUCGUGCAUACAACGUGUAACACUGCCAAAAAAAAAAAAAAAAAAGAAGUACUAUAGCGACGUACAACCGGUGAUUCAGGGCGGGGUGGGGGAGGGGCGUCAGUUCAUUAAUCGACCGACACAUUUUUCUUACAUCUCGAACGUUGUUUAUUUCCUUUAGGAUUAUUUACCGUGCGAAUUGAACAAAUCACAGCGAACGUAAGACGGAAGAUUACUUAACGUUUAUAUGCAUAUAUUUAAGAUGAAGUCAAAAUGGCGCUUAUCGCGGAAUCAUCAUCGUUUUGAUAAAACAUUGUCUCUCAUAAAGAGAAACCGACAACUUUUUGACGCGGGAUCUUUAAAUAUUGGUUCGUGCAAUGCCAUUGUAAAGUGACAGCAAAAUGCUUCCAUUGGCACCGUAGGCCAUGCAGACUAAAGAAAGAAAUGAUGAUAAUAUAUACGAUACAUAUACAUAUACAUAUAUAUAUACAUAUACAUAUAUAUAUAUAUAUAUAUAUACAUAUAAAAAUAUAAAUAUGUAUAUUAUACCUAUUUGCUGUUCGAUAGACAUUAUUAGUCUGUGAGGUAUUUGGAGCGAUGAUAUUUGAAUACUGCCAGACGAGCGUCAUAGCAUUUACGUUCUUCAUCAUGCGUAAAAUUGCAAUUACGCAUCGCGAUCCUACAUUUUCUUCUUUUCACGCACAAUACUUGGCAGCCAAGUUCUUUUGCACGUACAAAUCGUACGAUCAUCGCCAGACGCAAGAUUAACUUUGCCCUUUGAUUUCACCAAAUUUCUAUUAUAAUUAUUUUGAUAAGGGAUUUAGAUCAACGUUAAUAAUCAACUUUAACCUUGAUCCAAAUACCAACGCAUUCGUACACGAAUAAUAAACCGUUAUUUAAUUUAGAUUUUUACAUAGUUACCAAGCCAAAAAUAAUUAAUAUUUAACGGAUGGAAAUGAGAUUAAAAUAGUUGACACACACAGGAAAAAAAGAAAAAAAGAAAAAAAAAAAAAACAAAGAAAAGAGAGAAAAGAAAGGAACGUGUUCGGGAUGGCUUGCGCAAGGACACGUUCGUUUUAUAAUCAUUUUUGUAAUUUUUUAGGCGUGUCGCUAAGCGCCACCGUUAAUAACUUGCGCGUUCCUGCUAUGAGAAAAAGGAGUAAGGGACACGAUACACGGGUAAAAUGUCUAACGCAUACAGCCGUUUCUUCGAUACCUCGAUACUUUUUCCUGAUAUUUUUGAAAAGGAAAUGUAAGAAACGAUUAAACAAAAAAAAAAAAAAAGAAGAGAAAAAAAGAAGAAAGAAAGAAAAGUAUCGGUGCAACCUCAAGUUUGGAGGCUUCGUUUUUUAUUCGUCCUACCUAAUGAUGUCGACGGACGGUCGACGAAGCCGCAAAUUUGGGGGUGGGGUGGGGGGAUGUGAAACUCCUAUGAAAAUCGUGUGAAUGGUGAUAACAAUUGUAUGUAACAUAUAACAGACGGAUGUUUCGUAUGCAAGCUAAAAAUUACUUUAAUAUAUAUUAUACAUUAAUUCGCGUCUUUGUAAACUCUCUUUGAGAGUUUAUUGUGUAUAACACGACGAUUGGAAUCCUUCUCAUUGUCUCUUGUUUAUCGCGUAUAAACUUUUCCAAAAGCGUAGUCAUAGGUACGCGCCGAUAAAAAGUCAUAGGUACGUUCGAUAAAAAGUCGUAAGUAGUUUUCUUUUCUUAUCCUACGAUUGGACAGUAAUUUUUAUAACGGAGAAAUCGUUUACAUAACGAAGCUUAAUUAUCGGACACAUUUUUAUGAAUUAGAACGUAAGAGAAGGUGCAGUACGUAAGUAUGUGUCUUUUCUUCUUUUAUUUUUUGUUCUCUCGUACGUAAUCAGAUAAUGAAGAAAAAGUAAAACGUCUUCGAAUCCAAUCUCGAUUCGCUUUAACGGACUUAUCUCUUCGCGAGCUGCGAUAAACAAGCUCUUUUCAUAUCAUGCUUUUAAUCAUAUCAUCGCUCGUGCAUCUUCUUAAAGCGCUCCAUCAUGUUACCGUGAAAAUGAUGAUUAUGUAUGAUAAAUCGUGUGUACGAUAUUUAUGUGACAAGAGACGAUGCGAUUCGAAGGUUUUCAACGAUAAACUCGUUGAAAGAGUCCUCUCAAGAAGAAGGGGAUGCAUCAAGAAUUGCUCAGACUUUAUUCCUGGCCUGCGAGUGUAUCUUGAAAAUAUUUUAUAAUUGUAUAAAGGAUAUGGAAAAGGAGCAAGUAGAAAGAGGCGAUUACGAUAAGUAACCAAAACAGAUAGAUCUCACUGUAAUUUUCGGAUUUGAAUUUUUUUUUUUCCUGAGAAAUAAUAGAGUGAAAAAUGAUCGAUCGAUCGAACGCCCCAAGUUUAUGGGAAAUUACCAUUUGAAGGAGGGAGGGAGAGGGAAAAUUGACGCUAGGUAUCGUAUCGUCCGUACGAUUUGCAUAAUUAUAAAUAUAUGUGUGUUUGUGUGUGCGCGUGUGUGCGCGUGUGUGUGUAUAUAUAUACAUUAUAUAUAUAUAUAUAUAUAUGUAUAUGUAUAUGUAUAUAUAUAUAUAUAUAUAUACACAGUGUGUGUGCGAGCGUGUGUGUGUAAAUAGAUAUAUAGUUGACGGCAGUACUGAUCGGAAGUUUGACGGUAUUUUUAUCUCUAAAGUAAACGUCAUUGUCGGCGUAUUUUUCGCGAAGGAAAACAAAAAAAAAAAGGUUUAAAAGACGAGACACUUUUGUAUACUAUAUAAAACGCAAAGGUAAAAACUGAAUUUUUAACAUGUGGGAAUAAUUGCGAGUAGAUUUUAAUGGAUGCCUCGCCAUAAUUACUUUACAAGCCCCCUACGUACGUAAUCGAGCACGUUGGUGAAUGAAUGAAUAUUGAAACAAUGAUAUACAUUUACGGAAUAUAUCUGUGGCAAGUACUACAUAUUAAACACGUGUAAGGUUACGAGUUAAUAAAGCCAUUUUAGGGUACGACGUAUACGUCCUUUGUACUUGUCUCGAGUCGAAGAGCUUUCCGUGGAUGCGUUAAAAUAAUGAACAUUGAUGAUAACGUUGAAAAGUAAAAUCGUAAAUAGACGUACCAUACGUAAUACGAGAUAGAACGACAUAGAACGACUGACAACGAGAGUCACGCGAAAAAGAUCGAUCGUUGCUUCCAGAGUUGAACGGGCUACGACGUUUAGAGGAUAUAUACCUAUACUAUAUAUAGACGCGACUUAUCUCUUUUUGUAUCGUUUAAAUGUAAGUUAUCGCGUCGUAUUCAUCGAAGUACCCAAAUACAUUAUGUUUUUACGAAAUUAACUUUCUUCGAAAGUCUCCCGAACAACGAGCGAACUUAUUUUUCGCCGUCCGAUCCAUUCGAUUAUAAGAUCGUUCGAUUAUUCGCACGGUACAACUUAAUAUACUGAAAUAUUUGAAUUCGUUUGAUUAUGUAAGCCGUCGGUUCCGUCCGUGUCGGUGCUAGAAUACAAUUUCGCAUUCGCACGGUUACAUAUAUAAUAUAUAUUUCGGAUUGAAAUGCAGACCAGAGCUAGCAAUUUCUAUGGACUACGUUUGGUCGUUUGCGUCAGUCGCCACAAAUGAAUAAAUUUCAUGUUUUAGCA